Molecule: messenger RNA, 2026 nt
Organism: Sitophilus oryzae (rice weevil)
Lineage: Eukaryota; Metazoa; Arthropoda; Insecta; Coleoptera; Curculionidae
Product: potassium/sodium hyperpolarization-activated cyclic nucleotide-gated channel 2-like
Exons: 8
Coding region: 38-1735 (565 amino acids)
Source: RefSeq, a predicted model, not a curated record
AAGCGAGAGUUGUCUUUGAGAAGAGAAGUUUAAAAAUAUGGUUUAUUGCACACACGAGUGCGAUUUAGCCAUUGACGACAGUGGAUUCUCCAAAUUACCUCCUAAUGCAAAGUGCAGAGUAAGAUUUGUAAGGGCACUGAGAAAAUUAGUUUUGCCGGAUCCGAAAGCUGCAAUUUCUAAGAGGAGUUAUCGAAACCACUCGCAAAUCUGCGCGGAGAGACGAAGGCACGCUCGCAGUAAAUUCUUUUAUAUAAUUCAUCCGUACAGUAACAUGGAAAAGUUGCGUCAAUUUAUCUUCAUAAUUAUUGGUACUCAUGGAACAAUAACCACCCCACUUUGUAUCGCGUUUCAGAAGCACUGGGACAAGAGCACUUUGAAUUUUUACAGCAGCUAUGUGGCUAUUUCCAGACCGUUAUUUUUCGCAUUAGAAUUUUUUUGGCUGGUAACGAACUUUUUUACCGGAUAUACCGAAAAAACACCGAAAAAUGUCCAAGUUAAUCAAUGGAAAAUAAUUAAAAGGUACUUAAAAACUUAUUUUAUUAUCGAUCUCCUUUAUACGAUAUGGAUUCCAUCGAUCUUGGGAAUACUACCAGAGUGGUUUCAAUAUUUGAAGUUGGCUAUCUUACUAAGAUUAUUUACUGUAGGCAAAUGUUAUAAAAGAUUCUUGUUAGAUUUUGGGUUAUCGGCUCAUCUAAAUCAGAUAAUAUGGCUGAUACUGGUCAGUCUGUCGAUGCUGCAUUUAUUGACCUGUUUUUUCUUUAUGUUUCCCUUUUUCUAUUACGACAAACUGGGAAUAAUUAGGGAAAACACGUGGAUUUACAAAGGAAACUUGGCUUUCAAAGCGAAUUUAACGCUAACUUACUUUUCCUGCUUUGUUUUGGUCAACGUCCACAUGUGGGGUUUGGGAGAACACUUCGUACGCCCGGAAAAUCCUUUGGACAUGUUUAUUUUAACGGUGAUCAUGAUAAUAGGAAGACUUUGGAGUCUUUUUGUGAUGGCCAACCUGUUGCAAAUACAAACGACCAGUUCCCUGUCGGAAAGCAAGUACGAAGAAUAUUUAACUCAACUGAAGACAUUUAUAGAUCAAAAGAAUAUUUCGUCGGAGUUUAAAAGUAGAUUAUUGAUAUAUUACCAAUACAAAUACCAGUAUCAUUAUUUUAAUGAGAAAGCAAUAUUCUUUUCGUUAUCUCAAUACCUACGUCAAGAAUUGCAAAUGUUUCUGGCUCGAGGCUUGAUAUCGAAAGUGUAUAUUUUUCGAUAUUUGCCAAAAGCUACCGUGGCUGCCAUUAUAGCUAAAAGCAAGAAAAUGGUCUACACUACUAAUAAUAUUAUUUCUACGGCGAGAGAACCAAUCGAAUCUGUUUACUUUAUAAACAGUGGCAUUGUUGCCGUUUUGAACGCUAAUGAAGUAGAAAUAACUCAUUUGACAGACGGCGAAGAAGUAGGGCUUAGCGCUGUUACCAACACUACCAAGCACAAGGUAACCUACGCUUAUACUUAUAUCGCUGUUGAAACGACCGAAUUAUACGUUAUUUCUGUAAAGGAUUUUAGGAAUUUGAUGCCUGCAAAACCGGAAAUUAUGAAGUAUUUGAGCAAUCGGGUUCAGGAGAAAUAUAGUACUUUUGCUAAAAUCGAAAUAAUAGCUACGACUCAGGCGCUUGAUUUGCUUUCCGAAUUAAGAAGUGGCAAAGUAUUGGAACGACCCACAGUUAGGACACGUUACUUUGACAAUUAAUUUGAUCUAUUGAUUAUUAACAGAUCACUUUAUUUCAAUUUAUUGCCUUUUAAAACCCCUCUAUUGAGCUCUGGUCUAGACAUAACGAAUUACCUUACAUCUUUCCUUUUUAGUCAAAAUGUAUCAAGUACCCAAAACAAUGAGUGUAGACUAAAUUAAUAGUCUAGUCAAAUUGAAGGGGACAAUAAGCGCCAAUUUCUUCAUUUUAGGGUUUUACCAACAGUUUUACAAUAAAUAAAACGUCUAACUAUACAGGGUGAGUUUCCUACGAUGUUCUCUAUGGGUAUUUCG